This is a messenger RNA of Leptinotarsa decemlineata (Colorado potato beetle), 780 nucleotides long. Its product is annotated as odorant receptor 4-like. The record is from RefSeq and is a predicted model, not a curated record. Gene Ontology annotation, biological process: detection of chemical stimulus involved in sensory perception of smell; sensory perception of smell. Lineage: Eukaryota; Metazoa; Arthropoda; Insecta; Coleoptera; Chrysomelidae. Gene Ontology annotation, molecular function: olfactory receptor activity; odorant binding. Gene Ontology annotation, cellular component: plasma membrane.
AUGGCCACAACAGAGAACCAUCUAGGUUACCCAAGUAAUUUUUUCUAUACAAAUGAAGUGAUCAGAAAAAUUUCUGGUAUUUGGCUACCAGGAAAUAAACAUCGUUUCAUCCUGCGGGUGUUAUAUUUUCUGUACGUUUCUUUUCUAUACGGAACAGGACUGGCCCUCUUCAUUUGCGAAUUCCUGAUUUUUCAUGAGACAGUAAAAGGAAUCAGUAAAUUUGUCAGUCAUAUUGGAAUGUUGUUCACGCAUGUAGUGGGAAUACUGAAAAUGUCCAUUUUGAUUUUCGGAAGAAAAAAAAUUCAGAGAAUUAUGAAUGUUUUGCAGGAUGAAAACUAUUUUUAUCCUCCUUUGGGUGAUUCACAACCAGGUUCAUGGGUUGUUAAGGAAAAAUUAAUGAGCUCUGGUUUCUCCAUUCUGGUAUUCGUUUUGUACACUUUUGUGGGAGUAUCCGCUCAUAUAUCAUCUAUCAUAACUAUUAACAAGGAAGUGAAAGGAGACACUUUUAUUGGAACAAACAAAACUUGUUACGAUUACAUGCCGUAUUAUCUUCAUAUUCCUUUCUCCACUGAAACGAAAUCAAAAUGUGGUGUUGCAUUUGCAUUUAUGGAUGUUGGACUAGGCGUAUUUGCUUGGGUUAUUGCUUCGAUGUGGGGAAAAUAUUCCAGUGACAGAGCGCGAGAGAGAGGGCGCAACAGAGAGGAAAAGACCGCGGAACGCGCGAGAAAGAGAGAGAACAGCGAGGGCGGGCGACAAGUGCCAACUUCGAUACCAGCCUAA